ACGAAACAUUCUUUUUCCACGAUGGCGUCGACAAGAGAUGCGUCUGCUUUUGGUUGCAAAAAGACACGGGUUCAAAACCCGCUGCUCGCCCAAUUUUCUUCCGGAGUACGGAAAAAGAAAAACGGUGGGUGGGCCAAGAAACGAUGCACUGUCUAUCGAACUCGAAACUUCUGGCAAUGCGUGGCGGAAGUGGCGCACCCGCAACACGCACAGAAGAUUAUUGGAAAAAAGGUGGUUCUACUCCCCGCCAGCCGGUCGGGUUCCGGUUACCCCAAGAAGACUUCUCUUGCCUAGCAAACAAGAAGAAGCCUCGAA
Molecule: messenger RNA, 315 nt
Organism: Ectocarpus sp. CCAP 1310/34
Lineage: Eukaryota; Phaeophyceae; Ectocarpales; Ectocarpaceae
Source: the annotation of a GenBank genome assembly